AAAUAUCAUAAAAACAAGAAGAAGAGAAGAGAGUCUUCCAAUGUCACUAACAAUGUGCUCUUCAUUCAUGUGAAAAUAUGUUGGAAUUUUGUUGCUUUUGUUCGAAUUUAUUAUUCGCCGAAGAAAAUUUGCAAGGGAACGUUCAGUUCACUUGCAAGUUAUGUCCUAUUUACUUUCGUGUGAAAAAGCUUAAACUGCACAAGAAUUACUCUGAACUCAAGAAAAUUGAUGAUAUCUUAGGAGGUGAAGAAGCUUGGAAAAACGUCGAUUCAACGGAAGAACGUUGUCCAAAGUGCAGUCACGAUCGAGCAUAUUUCCUGCAGAUGCAAACAAGAUCAGCUGAUGAACCUAUGACCACAUUUUAUCGUUGCUGUAACCCAGAGUGUAAUCAUUAUUGGCGAGACUGAUUCGAUCAAAUGCUUUUGAAGUUGAAAACAUUGCUUGGUUCUACAGGUAGAUUAUCAAAGAUGGCAUACUUCGAAUCUUCUCCGACAACUGCUCAUAUUUCCAUAACAGAUUCCACAGUUGAACUGACAGCCGUGAAUUAUCUUAAGUCUGGAUCUGUCAUAGCCGUACCAACAGAUACAGUUUAUGGAUUGGCCUGUGAUGC
Leptinotarsa decemlineata (Colorado potato beetle) is the source of this 610-nucleotide messenger RNA. RefSeq names its product RNA polymerase III subunit K (gene Polr3K). Gene Ontology annotation, molecular function: nucleic acid binding; zinc ion binding. Gene Ontology annotation, cellular component: RNA polymerase III complex. The record is from RefSeq and is a predicted model, not a curated record. NCBI's taxonomy places the organism in Eukaryota, Metazoa, Arthropoda, Insecta, Coleoptera, Chrysomelidae. Gene Ontology annotation, biological process: termination of RNA polymerase III transcription; DNA-templated transcription.